AUGACUCAUAUCUCCCAAAUGUAUCCUAACGUUGAAAUCACUUAUAGACCCGCAAGCGCUGUCAAAAACAAAUUGUCUUUUAUUGGAGGCAAUAUUCGAUCUUCACCAUUUUCACAAACUUUCACAUCAUUUGAAGGCGAAGAUCGUUCUAAUUGGCCAGCAGAAAACGAAGAAGAGGAAAUAUUGAUAUUCAAACAAAGAACGAUCGAAAGUUCGUUGUUUGUGAUAAAUUGUAGUUUUCCACUUACACGUGUUCGAGUUACAAAAUCUUCUUUUGAUAUUCUUCAAAUUUUGUUGAAUGAUUUGGUAUUAUGGCAACCUAAAAAUAAUAGUGCUGCUAAUGAACAAGUUAAUCACGUCAAUUUAGCUGAAAGUUACGAUUAUAGAUCAUAUCAGCCAGUUUAUGGAAUGGAUUCUUAUGAUUCUGAAAAUCAUGAAAUGAGAAUGAGACCUGAGGGAAGUUUCAUGGGAUCUCGAAUGGACAUUUCAAUACCGUCGAGGCCUAGUCUCGCGUCAAUUGUUCAAUCGGGUAAUCAUGCAGAAUCGGGGCGUCAUUAUCAACUCAAUAUGUCAGAUUUCAGAUUCUUUACUGUCGUUAAACAUGAAGGAAAAAAUGAUACUUACGUUGUACUAGAUAAUGAUUAUUUGGAUUAUUUGGAUAUAACAACGCAAGACAAAACACAAAUAUUAUGCCGUACAUUGAACAAGGGUCUGAAGGCAAAAAAUACGCGCCCCAUGAUGUCUUUAAUCAUGCUUAUCUCUCUUGACGUCGUAGUAAACAUGAAGGAAGUGAAUUUAACUUUAUCUGUUAAUGGAAUAACUUUACGGAUUUCUCAGGAUACAAGAUGGAUAGAUGACUUGGUCUCAUUCUUUCAAGAACCAGAAAUGAAGACCUUUAUAGAACUUCCUAGUCAAUUUACAAAGUUGUCAGUGACAAUAAAUGAUUCUUCAGUAGACUUUAAUCCGAAAAACAUUCCUGGGCGUAUUAUCCUAGUUCUUGAUAGUUUAAAGGCAUCGAGUAAUAUAAUAUCCGAAUCACCAAUGUUUGAUACAAAAUUAAUUGGUCAAAAUUUGGAUUUAAUGCUUGUCGGUGAUAAAAAAUCAAUUGAUGAGCGCGCGAUAAAUCGACUCGCCUCAUCAACUAUUGACGUUAAAAAGUACUGGCAGACUAUGGGAUUCGUUAAAGCCGCUUCUCUCGACUUUGUAGAAGUCCAACUUCACAGUACUAAAGCAGAUAUUUAUCCGAAAUUUGAGCUUGAUAUUACUAAUGAAAAUCUUACGAUCGAAAUAUGUGCGGACACAUUCCAAACAUUAUUGAAUAUGGUUAAUCAUUUAAACCCAAAAGCAGAAGAUCCGGAAAAGGGACGAAAAGCUCCUCAUAUAACAACUGAUCCUGUUGUCCAAAAUAUGCUAGCGAACUUGGAUGAGUAUGCCUUUGAUUCAAAAUCAAAAUCUC
Funneliformis mosseae is the source of this 1456-nucleotide messenger RNA. The record is from the annotation of a GenBank genome assembly. Lineage: Eukaryota; Fungi; Glomeromycota; Glomeromycetes; Glomerales; Glomeraceae.